Rhopalosiphum maidis (corn leaf aphid) is the source of this 907-nucleotide messenger RNA. RefSeq names its product cold shock domain-containing protein CG9705. Gene Ontology annotation, biological process: regulation of mRNA stability. The coding region runs from base 288 to 695 and encodes 135 amino acids. The record is from RefSeq and is a predicted model, not a curated record. Gene Ontology annotation, molecular function: mRNA 3'-UTR binding. The transcript is spliced from 3 exons. Gene Ontology annotation, cellular component: cytoplasm. Lineage: Eukaryota; Metazoa; Arthropoda; Insecta; Hemiptera; Aphididae.
AUUAUUAUUAUUCGUCUCGCAGUGCACGCUCCACACCGCGUUAAGCGUUUAUCAGGUUACCAAAAGUCUUACAACUUUACAGUUCAUAGCUCUAUCUACUGUUGCCGUGUUUCGUACGACGAUAAGAGGUUUUUCAAUUUCAGAUUUUCACACUGCGGUUUCGGCAAUCCUCACAAGACACAGUAAUAUCGUUCGUCGUCUCAACGUGGUGUCGACUGUCAGCGUGCACCAAACACCGGUACAUCGCGUCCAGUUUUCAACGGACUACGGUGAGAGGCCUGAGCACCAUGAGCGAAUCAUUCUCCAACGGUUGUGAACAGGAAGCGCUAAAGUUCGCCAGUCACCUGUCACCGACCAAGAUUGGCAUGCUCGCCCCGAGCCCGAUAGUGACCAGACGGACAAGAACUGAUUCAACGUCUGCUCUUGCUCUCAAGAAUCCGCAAAUAUCUGGAAAGGUCAAGUACUUUUGCAAAUCUAAAGGACACGGUUUUAUCACUCCAGAUAAUGGUGAUCCAGACACGUUCGUACAUAUAUCAGAUAUUGAAGGAGAAUUUGUUCCGUUACCUGGCGAUCAAGUACACUAUCGUCUAUGCCCUAUUCCUCCAAAACUAGAAAAGUUCCAAGCCGUACAUGUGGAAAUUGUUAAUCUAACACCUCAAGUACAUUUAAAAUGGGAUGCUCCAGAAAACAAUUAAAUACUUUAUAAUAUUUUAGUGAUCAUUUGUACACAAAUAUGUCCAUUAAUGUGUGAUGUUUUGCAAAUAUCUAAACCUUCAUUAAAACUGGUACAUUCCAAUUGUCCAUGCUCUAUAAUAUAACGAAGAGACUUUAUCAGUUUUACUGAUAUAUUUUUUUUUUUGAUUUUAGCUAAGUGCCAAAAUAAAAUAAUCCAUCUAAUUAUACAUAA